Daucus carota subsp. sativus is the source of this 1316-nucleotide messenger RNA. RefSeq lists its product as uncharacterized. Gene Ontology annotation, cellular component: membrane. Gene Ontology annotation, biological process: protein ubiquitination. Gene Ontology annotation, molecular function: ubiquitin-protein transferase activity; zinc ion binding. The coding region runs from base 197 to 907 and encodes 236 amino acids. The transcript is spliced from 9 exons. Lineage: Eukaryota; Viridiplantae; Streptophyta; Magnoliopsida; Apiales; Apiaceae. The record is from RefSeq and is a predicted model, not a curated record.
UCGAGUCUCUAUAUUAUCCCUUUUCUCACUACAAAUUCUUAUCACUUCAAUUACGGCCAACUAGGUAGCCAUCAACGAUUGCACAAAAACAUAUUAUAGUGUUGUGUUCAUAAUAUUGCUUGUGUCGGUAAUUUUUUUUGAAACGCGCUUGUGUUGUUGAUUACUGUCUCGUCCUAACUUGGUGUUCCCGAUUCAAAUGACAUACUCGUUGAAUGCUUCCAUUCCAAUUCUUUUGAAACACACCGCCGGAAACAAUGAAGAAAAUGCUUCAAAAAACACUGAAUCCGUUGGCAGGAUAUGCCAUGAGAUUGAAUUUGAGAGCUGCAAGACUCUUGAAGCUCCUUGUUCCUGCUCUGGCACUGUCAAGUAUGCACACAGGGACUGCAUACAGAGGUGGUGUGAAGAAAAGGGAGACACCACCUGUGAAAUAUGCUUGCAGAAUUUCGAACCUGGGUAUACUGUCCCUGUCGAUAAGGUCUUGCUGGAUGGAUCUGUUACCAUAAGGGGAAGUUUACUAGUUCCCAGGAGAGGGCAAGGAGGUUUGGACGAGCAGCUGAUCACCAGUGAAUUCUCAUCGAAUCGCUGGAAUUGCUUCAGAGUGGUUGCUCUGAUAUUCACAAUACUUUUCCUCCUGCAACAUGUUUUCACGUUGCUCGUCGGCGCAACAGAAAAUUUCCCGUUUUCACUCUUUAUUCUACUUGUUGCAAAAACCACUGGAAUAGUACUUCCCAUAUAUGUAAUGAUCCUCAUAGUAAGAUCAAUCCGCAAGAGUUUACGGAACAGGCAUCAAUACGAGGCUCCUGAAGAAGUUCAACCAUCUUCUGAAAGUGGAGGAGGUGAAGAGGCUGAGGCGGGGGCGGAGGCGGAAGAUCACCUUGAACAUAGAGUUGAAAUACAUUCCACGUGAAGGAGGAGGAUCUUUACCUUCAAGAUCUCGAUGAAAUCCAUCUUCAUGCUCAAAAAGAUGGAUUUCAUUUCAAGUCAAUCAUAUUUGUUGAUUUCAUAUAUAUAUUAGAUGUAGUCAUAGUAGAGCAAGAGCCCUUGUUUUUCCAGGCAAGCAUGAGUCCUUUGUGUAUAGUACAAACACCCUCUUAUUGCGGGGAAAACAAUAGCAAGUUUUUUCUAUUGUUAUUGACAAAGUUAUAGAAUAAAGUUAAUAUUUCUAGAAAUUACUUCAUCGAAGGACAAAAAGAGCAUAAUCAUAUGUAUAUCUUGUCCCUCUACAACUUUCUGGUUGUUUGUAUACUCAUAGUUGAAAGAGAAUACAGAUGUUUCAAAACUUGCAAAUUUGUAAAGAAGGAAGAAGACUUUCAUAA